AUGACUCGGAAAAUACACAAACUAUUGCCAUGGACUUUAGCGGAUCUCUGUGAUAAUGUGCUCCUGGAGUACGGGGCCCAACGCGCUUGUGUGGCUUCUGCUGCCGUAGCCAGCUCCUUCGAAGACUAUGUUAAUGAUCUCCUGCGCUUGAUUGAUGAUGCUUUUAACUUGGAUGAAGUUGAUGUCGCGGAUUCUGUGCCUGGUAGCUCCCUUGAUAAUCCUUUGAUUGUUACUGAUGCUAGUAUCUUUUCCGGUCAUCGUCCGGUUGCUUAUUCUGGCCGUGGUGGUUCCGGCCGUGGUGAUGCCUCCGCCCGGUCUGGCCGCCGCCCGUCCUCCCGAUCCUAA
Molecule: messenger RNA, 345 nt
Organism: Aspergillus vadensis CBS 113365
Lineage: Eukaryota; Fungi; Ascomycota; Eurotiomycetes; Eurotiales; Aspergillaceae
Exons: 2
Coding region: 1-345 (114 amino acids)
Source: RefSeq, a predicted model, not a curated record